GAGUAAAGAGUAAUCACAUCACAUGUUAUUAGGUUUUGAGCAAGUUUUGAGGUUAUCUUUGUCAAUAGUUUUGUGGAUUGUGAUGUGAUGGUUAAAUUAUUAUUUUAUGUAUAAUUUAUGAAUAAAACAUAAAAUGAAAGACGAAAGCAAUUCGCCUAAAGGCGAACCCCAGAAAGAAAUAAUUCCAUCAUUGUUAGAUGCUUUUGAUUUUCUUAAAUCAGUAAAAGAUGAUUUAAAAGUUAGUGGUGGAUUGAAAAUUAUUUCUCGUCUUCAAGAAAGUGAGAAUGAGAAGAAUUUACAAUAUACCUUAAAACGAUUGGUAAGAAGUCUGGGUGCAAAUGUACCUGAAAUGCGCAUAGGACACUUUGCCACUCUUGUGAGCAUGUUAACUAAAUUUAACCAAAUAACUGUACCUCAGUUGUUAGAUUUGGUAAAGAAAGAACUACACGCUAGUGGAUCCUCCAAAAGUGAAGUUGGAGAUGUAGCGCUAGGUCAGAUAUUGGUCUGCUGUGCAGUGUUCCGAUCUGGUCUUAUGUUAAGGAGUACUGAUGAACAACAAAAAGAAGUAAUGCAACUUCUACAAACAGCUAGUAGUAAAAAGAAUUACCUAAAUACUGUGGCAUCUCUCAUUUUGCUAGAUUUUGUUAAUCAGUUGAAUGAAGAUCAAUUUGCCACAAUUGUGUGGUCAAACAUUAAACAGGAAUAUAAAAAAGAUAUUAAGGACCACACAUUGGAUUCUCUAUAUUUUCUGCUUCUGGUCAGCACAAAAUUUCCUGAGAAAGUUAAACUCAGGAAACUUAUUGGUGUACCUGAUAUUUUACAUGAAGACCAUAUUCCUGAUAUAUGUGAAAAGUUAAUGACAGGUGUAGACUUCAAUUCUAUAAGUCAUCCCAUCUACCAGGAAAUUGGAGUACAAAUUGUUAAAUCACCACAUAUACAGUUAUUUUGGAAUAAAAUAGAUGGAUACCUUGUGAAACAUAACAGAAAUAGAGAAUUAGUAUCUUUAAAUAUACUUAACACAAUAUUACUUAACUUAGAUGAAAAUGUUGGAAUCAUACCUGAUUUAUUUAGUGACAAUUUUUUUAAAUUGUUUAUGGAUUGGUUCAAAGGCUUGCAGACUGCUAGCAAAAUCAGGAACAAGAGAACUGAUGAAGAUGAUAAUAAAAUCAUGAUAACGAAACAAAGGGCUGUGCUUUUUGCUUUAGCAAAAGCACUAAAAAAUACAGCUGUUGAAAGUAAAACCAGGGUUGCAACACUAAAAAAGUUGCUUUUUCAUCCUGGUGAAAUAAAUUUCACAGAAAUCACAGGGUCUACUGUGGUUAAAACUAUCAUAGCUGACUUAGAUGCAGAUGGAUUGAAAAAAAUGGCUAAAGUUUUAAAAAAAAUACUUUUAAAUACUUCAAAAAAAGUAGUAAAAGAAAAUGUGGAAAGAAAUUGGUAUAACAAUGAAAGAGUCAAAGCAUCUGAAAUUAUAUCUUUUAUUGUUAGUCACGAAGCUGUCAAAGAUGACACAGAUUUUAAAAUCACAUAUAUGCAACUACUGAUGUGUUUUGGAUUUUUCAAAAUUGGUGGUGAUGAUAAUGUAGCAGUUAGUAGUGAAUUAGCAGGUUCAAUAAAGAUAUGCUUUUACCGCUGCUUUACAUCUCGUUCUUCAAAUGUAGAUAAUUUGGUAGUAGUAUUAUCUUCACUUAACACAUUUAUAUCCACCAUUAUGGUAAAAGAUAAAGUAAGAGAAAAACUUGAGAAACAGUUUCCAAAAGAAAACAUGGAAUGUUGGGAAAUGCUUACAGAAGUGUGUCAAAAGCUUGAAAAAAAUGAGAGUAAAUCGAAAGUGGAAAAAGUUUUUCUCAUUUUGUUAUAUCAACUUGGCCUGUUUUUAUUUUCUGAACCUAUACAUGUUAGGAUUGCGCGAAGUUCUAUAAUAGAACUAAAAAGUUGUUAUGAACAUUAUAAAAAAAAAUCCAAGAAGAAUCAUGGAAAAGCUGAGGAUAGUAUCAUAAAUGAUGAACCAGAAUGGGUAGAAGUAAUGGUUGAAGUGUUAUUAUCCAUUCUGUCAAUUGAAUCAAGCGUACUUCGUUCAGUAGUUCAAUGUGUUUUUAGACUUCUUUGGGAAUAUUUAACCCCUUCAAGUAUUGGUCAAAUUGUGUCAGUUUUAGACCCAGAGAGUGAAUCUAACCCUCUAACAAAUGAUAGUGAAUCAGAAGGUGAAGAAGAUGAAGAUAAUACAUCAAAUGCUGCUGAGAAAGAAAGUUCUGAAGAAAACAACCUUAAUGGAGAACUAAGUGAUGAUAGUGACAGCGACACUGAGGAUGAUGAUGAGGAUCACGAUGAAGAUAUUAAGACACCAGACCAACUUCGCAUAGCAGUACAGAAAGCAUUAGGAUCAGCAGCUGCUCCAGAUACUGAUACGGAAAGUGUAGAUGCAGAUAUGCUAACUGAAGAAGAAGGUAAAAAACUUGAUGAAGCUUUAGCAGAAGCCUUUAAGCAAUUUAAUCAAGGCAAAGGUAAAAAAACUAAACGGGAUCGCAAAAAUAAAAAAGCUUUAGCAGAUUUUAGAAUAAGGGUGCUUGACCUAAUAGACAUAUACUUAGAGAAAGACCCUGCAAUGGAUAUUUGCUUAGGAAUGAUUGCCCCUUUAACAAGAUGUCUUGAAUUCUGUAUGCAAGAUAAUCAGUUUAAAGAGUUGGAAAAUAGACUAAGAAAAACUAUCAAAAAUCUCACAAAAAUCAGGAAGUUUACAUCGAUUGGUGAUGUUACUGUUAAAAUAUUAGAGGAUUACUUGGAGUCUGUUAUUGAUAAAGGUGAUAGGUCCCAUUUUAUGUACCAAGCGCUUGGAGAUAUAAUAACUUUCUUUGCUGUAUUUAUUAUUUAUUGUUCACAAAAACUGGAUGUGGCUCCUAAAUCAAAAAAGCAGAAGCAUAUAUCACCAAUUGUUGAGAGGUUCAAAAUAUAUGUUGAAAAUUAUUUCCGGAAUCGUAAUUGUUUGCUUCCUAUAAUUUUUUUCCAUAAUGUCCUGCAAACAGAAUGGGAUGGAAAGUAUAAAUUAAUACCUAUUAUAAUUAAAAACGUUUUCGACAAUACUGUUCGACAAUUUCGUCGAAAUGAAGGCCUGAAUUUAUUAAUUGGAUAUUACCAAGCAUUGAAUAGGUGUAAACCUACUUUAGAAGCUACGAUAACUGAAAUAUCUAAUGUAGAGAAGUAUUUCUAUGAUGCAUUUUCAAAAAUAUUGAGUUCUGAAAAUGAAGUAGAAAUUAAAUCCAACUUCUUGGUAACCCUCAAAAAAUUACUCAAUGUAAUCAAAGUGUUCCACGAAAAUAGUAAAAUUAAAACAGAAUUAGAUAUAGCAUCAAUGCUGGGUGCAUUGUUAUCAAUUAAGACGACUAUUAAAGUUAAAUGCAAUCAUGAAAACCCGAAGAGUACAAACGGUGUUAAAUCAAAGAAGAAAAAGAAAAACAAGCGGAAAAUACUACAGACUAAUGGUGACGGAUUAGAACCAAAUGUAAAGAAGUUGAAAAAAGAUUCUAAUAGUGAAUAAUUAUUUUCUUAAUAGUAUAAAAGCAUUUGCAACCAAUGGAAUUUAAUAAAGAUAAAUUUUUUAUAUCAUA
This is a messenger RNA of Pararge aegeria (speckled wood butterfly), 3605 nucleotides long. RefSeq names its product rDNA transcriptional regulator pol5 (gene Mybbp1A). Gene Ontology annotation, cellular component: nucleolus. The record is from RefSeq and is a predicted model, not a curated record. Bases 134 to 3535 code for a protein of 1133 amino acids. Gene Ontology annotation, biological process: regulation of DNA-templated transcription. The transcript has 6 exons. Gene Ontology annotation, molecular function: transcription factor binding; transcription corepressor activity; sequence-specific DNA binding. Lineage: Eukaryota; Metazoa; Arthropoda; Insecta; Lepidoptera; Nymphalidae.